Molecule: messenger RNA, 1927 nt
Organism: Colletotrichum destructivum
Lineage: Eukaryota; Fungi; Ascomycota; Sordariomycetes; Glomerellales; Glomerellaceae
Product: Putative aminotransferase, class I/classII, pyridoxal phosphate-dependent transferase, major
Exons: 2
Coding region: 80-1579 (499 amino acids)
Biological process (GO): biotin biosynthetic process
Molecular function (GO): pyridoxal phosphate binding
Source: RefSeq, a predicted model, not a curated record
GCGCUGCAAGAUCUGCAGGUCGUCAGGGGGAGAAACCCCUCGUGUGGCGGUCUAACGCUCUAAUGCCCGAGGUCUUGCCAUGGUCCCUGAGGUUCCUGAGGCUUCUCUGGUUCCUGUUCCCUCUACGAAUACUGACGGAUACUUCUCACAUUCCUCCCGACAAGCCCGAAUACUUUCCCCCCCCCUCCCAAACAUGCCGGCGAGCGACCGUCUGGACCGGGUCUUCGCCGCCCUGCUGGCACGCCGCGAAUCCAAGAGCCAGCUCCGGAAACUGACCCUCGUCCCGCCCGGCGCCGCCGACUUCUCGUCCAACGCCUAUCUCUCCCUUUCGACCCACCCGGAUAUCCGGCGCCGCUUCCUCGCCCGGAUCGAGGCCCACCUCGGCUCCUCCUCCGAGACGCCGCCACCCAAUGGCGGGCGGCACGACAGGGUCGUAAGCGGCACACCCCUCCUCGGCUCCGGCGGCUCGCGUCUGCUCGACGGCAACGCGCCCCUCGCCGAGUCGCUUGAGAGGGACGUCGCCGCCUUCCACCGCGGCGCGGCUGGCCUGCUCUUCAACUCGGGCUUCGAUGCCAACGUUGGCCUCUUUAGCUGCGCGCCCCAGCCAGGAGACGUCAUCGUCUAUGACGAGCUCAUCCACGCGAGCGUGCACGACGGCAUGAGGCUGAGCCGCGCCGCAAAGAAGAUCGCCUUUGCGCACAACGCCGUCGACCCCGCGGAAGCCCGGCGGUGGCCACGGAGCCUGAGCGAGGUGCUCUCGGCGUUGACCGACGGCGACGAGGGCCGAGAGGUGAGGGAAGGCUCGCGACGCGUCUUUGUUGCUGUCGAGGGGGUCUACAGCAUGGAUGGCGACGUGGCGCCCUUGAAGGAGGUUGUCGAGUGCGUCGAACGGCAUCUGCCCCAUGGGAACGGUCUCAUCAUCGUCGACGAAGCCCACUCGACAGGCUUGCUUGGCGAGAGAGGCCGGGGGCUGGUGUGCGAGCUGGGCCUCGAAGACCGCGUAUGGGCCCGUGUGCACACAUUCGGUAAAGCAAUGGGCUGCUCUGGAGCCAUCGUUCUGUGCUCUCAGAUCACCCGGUCAUAUCUCGUCAACUACGCCCGUAGCCUCAUCUACACCACCGCCAUGCCGUUCACGUCGCUGGCGGGUAUCCAGACGGCGUACGACUUCAUCGCCAACGGCCACUCCGAGGCCCUCCUCAGCCACCUCUGGUCCCUCGUCGCCCAGACCAACGACCUGCUGCUGACGCUGCUGGACCGGCACCGACCGGAGAGGACCUUGAUGCAUCUGGCCCCGGGCAAGCCGAAGUCCCCCAUCAUACCCCUGUUCACCUCGGACCCGCGCGGUCUCGCGCAGCACUGCCAGCGGCGUGGUUUCAUGAUCCGACCCAUCGUCGCGCCUACGGUGCCGGCGGGAAGUGAGCGGGUCAGGAUCUGUCUCCACGCCGGCAACACCUUUGACGAGAUCGAAGGUCUGGUCUCCGCCAUCGAAGGCUGGCUGGUCGCUCAGCCAAUACACCAAGGGGAACUCUUUGAUCGUGCGCUGAUUGCUCGAUCGGCGGCGCCCAAGUCCCGGCUAUGAGCGUGGUUUGAGGGUAGUAAGUAGCAGGUAGGUUAAGCAUUGGAGAAGUCAAGACGAACACGAUGAAGGGACGCAACGCGGAUAUAGAAACACGGUCACGAGAAAACGACCAACGACAUUACAUACUUUGCAUAAAAAAAAAUAUAGCCUUCCCCUUCGUAAGGGCACACAUUACUACCAUGCCAGCAUGAACUGGCCAGCACACACGACGGCCAUGACAGACAAGAACCCCGAGAGGCCGAAGUCCGCCUUCGUCGCGGAGCUGAACGGCGGCACCGUCGGAGGUGUCGAGUUGGUGCCGUUCCCUUGUCCCAUGCCCUUGCCACCGCCUUUGCCGCCGCCUUUGCC